Molecule: messenger RNA, 4310 nt
Organism: Pelmatolapia mariae (spotted tilapia)
Lineage: Eukaryota; Metazoa; Chordata; Actinopteri; Cichliformes; Cichlidae
Gene: sack1c
Product: family with sequence similarity 83 member C
Exons: 5
Coding region: 528-2333 (601 amino acids)
Biological process (GO): signal transduction
Molecular function (GO): protein kinase binding
Source: RefSeq, a predicted model, not a curated record
GAGAUCGGGGACGGGACAGGUAGAGCCAGGUGAACAGAAGGUACACACCUGACACUGACACACACACACUUUGUCUCUCUCUCACACACACACACGGACACACACGGGCUGAGGGAGAGGAGGCGGCCGUUGCGCUGAAGAGGCUCUUGGGACUUCACAUCCUGCUCAGCACACCGGGAACCAGAGAAGGGGGGACCAUUAGGAGCGUCAGGGCGCAGCAGACACAGCAGCUGCUGCGGGCUCGGACUGUUCAGAGAAGGGCUGAACUGCGCCUUUAACUCCCGGGACUCUGUGAGUGAUUAAGCGGAGGGCUGCAGCCUCCUGCCGGGGCGGAUUACUGCCCGCUGUGGUCUCACAUAAUCCGCACUUUGGGAUUUUCUUCAAUGUUCCCGGAGCAGAGUAGCAGGUAGUUCCUGCCCCGACCUCCCCGCGCACCUUAUUUCUCUAUUCUAACCCCGGGGGAGGGGAGGGGGGUCAGAGACCCGGUGUACCCGCUUAAUCCCGCACCUGCUGACCGCAGCAGCACCAUGAUCAGCUCCGAGGGCCUGAGGCCGGCCUCGAACGGCAGGAAGCCGCUGGGCAAGCUCGCCACCCGCCUGGAGGAGGUGAAGAACCCGUGGCGGCAGGGCUCCACGCUGGAGCUGAGCCACAACGAGGCGGCCCGGCUGGCCACGGACGCACUGCUGGAGCACGGGGAGAAGGAGUACCGCAAGGUGCUGACCGAGGAGCGGGAGGUGAACUUCCUCUCCCCGCUGGAGAUCCACUACAUCACGCAGCAUGCGGCCAGCAAGACGUGCGGCGGCCCCGACAGCAACGGCGUAGGGCCCGGGGACCGGGACUUCGGGGAUGGGGACGCCGUGUCCGAGCUAACUUCUGGGACUUACUUCCCCAUGAUGUCCGACGAGGAGCCGCCGAUGCUGGAGCUCGGCUGGCCGGACACACCGACGAGAUACGGACCGUCGGAGACUCAGAUCUACUUCCAGAGAGACAAAAGCCACAACAUCAAAGAUCUCAUCAGGUCCCUGAUCAACAAGGCCAAGAAGGUGAUCGCCGUGGUGAUGGACGUGUUCACGGACGUGGACCUGCUCUGCGACCUCAUGGAGGCGUCCAACAAGCGCCGAGUCCCCGUCUACAUCCUGCUGGACGAGAAGAACCUCGGACACUUCACAGACAUGUGCUCCGCGCUGGAUAUUCAGAACUCUCACCUCAGUAACAUGCGUAUUCGCAGCGUUUGUGGCGACACGUACUGCACCAAGAGCGGCAAAAAAUUCACCGGACAAGUCCUGGAGAAGUUUAUGAUCAUCGACUGUGAAGAGGUCAUCGCCGGAUCCUACAGUUUCACCUGGUUGUCGGCUCAGGUGCACAGCAACAUGGUGAUGCAUUUCUCGGGGCGCAUCGCCGACAGCUUUGACCGAGAGUUUCGCUGUUUGUACGCCGACUCUCAGAUCAUCGACUGUUUCUACAACCCGGAGGAGGACGGGAUGCCGUACUACCCACCGUACCCUCCCGUGAUUGCCCCCAGCCUGGCUCUGGGACUCAGCCCAGGCCACGGGCUGGAUCUACUGUCUGAAAGGCAGCGGGACAGGGGGUGCUCCGAAAACUCUAGCAGCCAAUCGAGUAACAGCAUCUCCAGUGUGAAGGCUGCACCUGGAAUGUCCUCAAACACGGUCUACAAGGUCACGCAAAGUCAUGAUAAGGAGGCUGCAGCUGGCUCCCACCUGAGCCCUGAGAGAAGAGUAGGACUGAGCGACCGAUCGGGGGGACAGACCCCUACACCAGGAGGGCGAAGCUCUGCUAACGGGGGAAUCAAUUUCGCCCCAAUUCCCGAUCGCCCGCCACCGGCCUACGGUCAAGCGAUGGGUAUUGAGUGGAACAAACCCAACACAGCAGAUGUCUUGCGGGCAAAUAUCGGUGGAACCUCUACCAAGUUCCAGGGUUUGGGGCUGUACGAUCACAAACCAGAUCUCUUCCCCUCCUCGAUACCCUCCCCAGUCAAUGACACCAAACCACCGCCUAAGCAAAGGCUCCCCGGCGGGAUGUUCAACAAACUUUCAGAUUACCUCCUGUCAUCCAACUCUAAAGACAGGGACACCUACAACUUCCGGAGGACUCCGUCUCCUCACGGCUCACCCUGGGGAGGACCGGACCUUUCUCCAACUGAGCCGGAGAGUCAGCAGAGUCCACCGCCGCCACUCUCUCCGGUCGGUAUAAUAAGCCGGAAGGACCAGAAGCGAAUGACGCUGGGCCACAGCAAGCUGGACCUGGUGAACCAAUACAACAAGAUGAAGCCCAAGCAAGUGUACAGCCGCUUUGAGCUCAAGGGCACGAAUUAGACUGAAGGCCAACCAUCAGAGAGGUUAAUGUGACUCCGGAACAUUCCUCUGGUAUCUUAUAUUAUAAAGAAAAGACUCUGAGAUCUUGGAAAUUGCUCAAGUUUGGUCUUCGGACCUCAGCCCUACAGGAAACUAAGACUCUUGAGGAGCCAUUUUGGCUCCGCGUGGUUUCCCGUUUAUCAAACGAGAGGUUUUUGGCUUUUUUUGAGGUCAUAGUUUACCAAACAAAUCACACUUUUACUAAGUCUGCACAUCAUGAUUCAACUACAGUCACUACCUGAGUAAAUAUGUUCUCAUAGGUGAAAUAAGUUUCAAAGAUAAGCCACUGACUGUUUGCUGACACGUGAAAACCAUCGAAAUGUGAAUUUUUGCCUUCAACACUCGAGAGGCUUUCAUGUGGGCAUUUCUUUACAUUUUUAUACUCGGCAACAUUCCUGAGCAACAAUUUGAAUUCUUCCUUUGGGUAAACUUAGGAUUCUGCAGUUAUUGUGCUUUUUUUAAAGAAUAUAAUAAUAUUUGUAAUAACAGGGCUGAAGAAUUGUUUCCUCCACAGAGAUUUUUCUUGCAUUUAGUGAACGUUUAUGCUACAUUCAGAUGGAAACUAACGUUUAUCUGACUGGAUCCCAGCCUGGGGCUCAGCUCUAAAUAUGGUGAUGGUUUUAAAAAAAGAUCAUUGAUACUAAUACUGCUGGAAUUCUGCAGAUUAAUACGAUCACGUUGUUGGGUUUCACAUUGUGACUUCCACAGUUCUUAUUGGAGAAGUUUGAAUCUGAGGUUAUUUUUUUGUUUCAUCUUUUUGUUCUCAUUAAGUAAAUGAAGGGAUCAGUGAGUCACCUACCAAACAAAGAUUUUUACUCUGACAGUCGACUGUUUCUGCUCUGUAAACGAGUCAUGCCAUAUACUACCACUAAGUAAAAAAAUAUUAAAUUAGAUAGAACACAAGAUUUUUUAUUAUGGGAAAAAGUUCAGAUGUAAAAAUUUAAAUCUCUCAAAAUAUUCAGUUUGCACUGUUAAAGCGAUGACAAUGAAAAUCUUUGAGAAGAUUAAAGAUAACUGGCAUAUCAUUAUUGUUUAAUCGUGACUAUAAGUGAAACAAUCAUUCAAUCAAAAUAAUGAUGAUUAAUCAAUUGUUUGAACUCUACAGUUUAUUCAAACAAGCCAAACCUGGAAAUACUGACAGAAAUCUUACAUCCAGCCACAAACAGUAAAGUGAAGUUUAGUAACCUUUGCUCCUGGGAGUACGACAACACGUGCCUUGAUCAUCCUGCCUUAAGGUUUGCAGUCACAUUUUCGACAGCCUGUCUCCAGCGGCCUCGGUUAGUCUCGGUCACAGUUUUACUUUCGUUGUUCAGCACAGGGAGCAAUCUGUGCUGUGAAUAGUAGAAGCAAUGCCAGGAUGUUUCGUGGUGCUCGUCAUGUUCUGGGAAAGUCGGGAGAAACUAAACUGCAGGGUCGUAGGGCAUUUUGUUUACAUCGGAUGAGACGAUCUGUGUCGAGAAUCUACAUUUACGUUCCUCAGCUUUCCUUGUAACGGAGGCUCGUUCCUCCCGCUGCACAGUUUUACAGCAAACUUGUAGAUAUGUAUAUAAAUGAUUAAUUAUUUUGCUCUUCAUCACUCUGCACCGCAGUGAUUCCUCCUCAGUGGAGCAGCAGAUGAGGACGUAAAAUCACUCUAAGCAAUAAGGAUUGAUACUGAUCAAUAGUUCUGAUGUGUGUCUUUUGUUUACUGCUCAUUCAGUGGGCGCCUUCUGUUUUUAUUUGCCCCCAAAUCAGCUGGACAUUUGAUUUAUUUGUAUAUGUUUUCCCAUGUAAUGUACAUUAUACUGUAUAUAGUACAUGAAGUUGGGUCAUUGUUAAGAAAAACACUCUUCGACUUUAUUUUUACAGUUUAUUUACUGGAGAAUGUGAACUUGAAGUUAAUUUGUGUGUUUAAGUUGUUUUUAAUUUGUAAGAUGAACAAAAUUUAAUAAAAACAUG